Molecule: messenger RNA, 877 nt
Organism: Haemonchus placei
Lineage: Eukaryota; Metazoa; Nematoda; Chromadorea; Rhabditida; Trichostrongylidae
Source: the annotation of a GenBank genome assembly
GUCUUCGCUCGAAGUUCACCAUGUGGUGGAAUUGGGAAUUGGAAACAUGUUCCUAGAAAUAAGUUCUACCGUUCAGACCGGAAAGCUUCUGAGGCUUCCGUCAUCGCAAGCCAUAGUAGGAAUAUACGGAUGGCGGAAGCGAUGUCUCUAUUGCUUUAUUCUUAUUCUAACUAUAGUGAUCGUACUCAAUUUGGCCUUAACUGCUUGGAUCAUGUCAGUGUUGGAUUUCUCAACGGAUGGUAUGGGUGCGUUGAAAAUUCAAGAAGAUGGUAUUCGAGUUGAAGGCAGGGCACUAUUUGAUAAGCCUGUUUCGUUUUCACAGCUCAGCACUGUGAGGGAUGAAGCGCUCUUCAUAGAUUCAGCUCGGGGUAUACACAUGCAAGCACGUAACGCUAGCGGCCACGUCUCGUCCCGAUUAUCACUUACGUCCGACGGGAAAACGCAAGCAAUUUGCGAUCGAUUCGAGGUGUUCGAUCCGGAUAAUCGACUGCUAUUUUUCGCAGAUUCAAAGGAAAUCGGCCUCAAACUGGAAAAUUUACGCAUAUUAGGCGCUAUACAGACAGCGUUACUGCAACCUGAACCAGACACUCCUCUCAGAUUGGAGUCUCCAACCCGGAGCGUUUCCGUGGAUGCAGCUCAAGAUAUUGAACUGAUGGCUGGCGCUGGUGAGGUGCGAGUAAACACGCUUCUAGAUGUCUCCCUAUCGUCGAAACAGGGUGAAAUCCGUUUUGAAUCCGCCAAUAUCUUUAUGGACGGCCAGCCGCGAAGUGCAGGUCGUGGCGCUCCUCAGCUGCAACUCUGUGUGUGUCAUAGUGGACGACUUUUUCUCGCUACUCAGUCGGCCGACUGUCGAGCCGAUCGGAAUAUUUGCCAAUAA